Messenger RNA from Trichomycterus rosablanca, 5226 nucleotides. RefSeq names its product PHD finger protein 21Aa (gene phf21aa). The transcript is spliced from 17 exons. The coding region runs from base 202 to 2715 and encodes 837 amino acids. Gene Ontology annotation, biological process: negative regulation of transcription by RNA polymerase II. Gene Ontology annotation, molecular function: chromatin binding. Gene Ontology annotation, cellular component: histone deacetylase complex. The record is from RefSeq and is a predicted model, not a curated record. Lineage: Eukaryota; Metazoa; Chordata; Actinopteri; Siluriformes; Trichomycteridae.
AAAAUACAUUUACACACAUUUACUAGGAAUGCGCAAGGAUACGCUAAGGAAACGCGAAUGAGUUAAAUGGAAUACAUUCUUUCACGGGACAGGAUCCGAGAGUGGAUAUUUAUUUAAAUAAUUUGCGUGUGUGAGGAGAACGAGGACUGAUAGCUGGCGGAGUGAGUAAAAGGUUCCAGGCGCCCCCACACUGCCAGUUGGAUGGUGUUCAAGACAGCAGACGUUGUGAAGGCUGAGGGAGGUGUGAGGUUCGGCCAGAAGGGCUUGAUGAUGGAGCUCCAGAGUCUACAAGAGGCUCUCAAAGUGGAGAUACAGAUUCAUCAGAAGCUGGUUGCUCAGAUGAAGCAAGAUCCACAGAAUGCAGAGCUGAAGCUCCAGCUGCAUGACCUUCAGGCCAAGAUCACAGGGCUGAGUGAGCGACAGAAAAAAGUGGUGGAACAGCUGAGAAGAGAUCUGCUGGUGAAGCAGGACUCGGCAGACAUAGGGCUGCAGACGCAAACACAGCACCCUCUACAGGCUGAUGGCAAAACUACCACGCUGAUUUCCAACCAGACCCAGAGCUCCCUGCCCCCAAAUCACCUCAACACGUCACAGAACUCAGUCAGUGUGACUCCAGUCAUCACAACCAAGACUCUACCUCUGAUGCUGAGAGCUGCCACACCCACCACUCCCAUUGCCAUGAUGCCUACACCCACCAUCGCCAUGGUCACGACCCUCACUAAUACGCCCCGCCCCAGCCUUCCGAACUCGGACCCCCAGAGUUUAAGUCUACAGGCGACCGGGAAGCCGGCCCAUCACGGAUUAGAGCCUGUGCGGAUUGUUCCUAAGAACACCAUUGUUGUAAUGCCUAAAACAUCUGUAGCUUCAGCAGCAUUGCCGCCAAUCCUGGCCCAGCAGCCUGUACUUCUCACCGCCAAGCUCAGCUCUGCUCUGCUGCCCUCGACAGGACCGGUACACCAGCUCCACAUAUUACACCCCCAACCUGCCAACACCCAGCCUGGAACCAACAGUAUCCAGUCCUGCCCUGGCAACGCCCAGCCUGGCUUUAACAUCAUCCAGCCCUGCCCCAGCAUCACAAUGACACUCAGCACCAACCUAGCCCAGUUCAGCACUAGCAGCACGCAGCACACCACACAGCUGCCCAGUAUUCUCAUCUCAGCCCAAGCCAACAAACCCUACGCUGUUCCCCCCGCUCAAGCUCAUGCUGACCCGCCGGCUAAGAUAACGGACGUGACUCACGCAACCAGGAGUGACCUGCCCUGCCCUGACACGCAGACACCCGGCACAGUGGACAGAGUGGUACCAAAGACAUCAGCAAGCAGCCCAACAACUUGCCCAGCUCCACCACAAACACAAGUCCCUUUUUUAACGACCUCUAAGACACACAUCCAAGCAAACACACCCUCCGCUGCAGCCUCACAACCCACGAAACCCAAAUGUCCGGACAACCCAUUGAAACUGGCCUUCAUGCUCUCGUUGGGGCUGGUUACACAAGACUACCUUGAUGAGAUUCAAAGUAAAAGGCAGGAACGGAAGAGACGAACAACAGCGAACCCAGUGUACAGCGGGGCGUUCUUCGAGCCAGAGCGCAAGAAAAGCACAGUUUCAUACCUGAGUUCUGCAAACCAGGGGUGCAGAAAGAGAGGUCGCCCACCCAAACCCAGAAGUGUGGCGGAGCAGGGCAUCAGCCGUUUGACCCCCACUGGCCUCCACCCGGCUUGUGUGGGCCCUCGCUCCCCCGCCUCCUCACAAUCCUUUUCAUCACACUCAUCCCCAUCCAACAGUCCUCGUCUCGGCCCGAGCUCAGUGGGGGAUGGAGCCAUCCACGAUGAUUUCUGUGUGGUGUGUAGGCGCGGCGGGCAGUUACUCAUGUGUGACGCCUGCUCAGGUACCUAUCACCACGACUGCCUGGCGCCUCCCCUCCUCACUGUGCCCAGGGGCAUGUGGAUUUGCCCUGCGUGCCAGCAUCAGAUUAUGAAAACGGAUGAGGCGAUAGAGUGGCCCGGAGCCCUCGCUAUCGUCCAUUCCUACAUUUCUUACAAAGCAGAAAAAGAGCAGGAGAAACUUAAGCUGGAGAAAUGGAGUUCGGAUCUGCAGCAGGAAAGAGAGGAGCUAGAGAUCCGAGCAAAACAGCUCAGUAACUCGAUCACGGUAUGUUCAGAAAGCAGGAAGGGUGUUCUGGCCCGGCAGAGAGACAUGGAGGCUUCAAUAGAAAAGGUAAAAGGUCUAGUGCGCCUUAUCAGGGGCAUCCAGUUGCCCCCGCUCUCCCAGUUCACACCCGUAGGCACCGUAUUCGUAAAUCCGGGUGCCGUCUCGACCCAGCAACCUCACACCGUUCCCAGCUCCGAGGAGAACCAACAGCCUUGUAGGAAUAACAUCACAGGACAAAAGGACAAAACAAACUUCGAUCACAGAGAUACCUCCAUCCUUAAAAACACCCACAGCAACGUGUCAGACCUUGUAAACAACGAAGACGCCACCGACACAAAGAACUCUUCCACGGUUCAUUCAUUCGGGAGAAGCACCUCCCCGGUUCUGAGCAAUACACACACCCAGAGCACCACCUACGCCGGCUCGAAUAGGACCCUGGAGCGAGAAGACGGACACGAGGAAACCAAAAACCAGGUCGGCAUCGGAGAAACAAACAAAAACAGCAUCCGAAACCUCAGAGGAACAGCAGAGCCCCUUCCUAUUGUGGUCCAAGGUGUGGAAUAGUAUCGACAUCAAAGCCCUACAUCGUUUCCCUCUAAACCCCCGUAGACCUCUGAUUCAAAAGUGUCCUAAUUCGCCACUCAGUGUGUUUGGUACCGUGUCGUCUCGUGUGUUAAGAAUUCACAGUGCCGUUUCAGACGAGCAGGAUUAAAGCAUCUGAGGUCCCAGCACCUGAGCGUUUCAUCAUAACAGUAAUAAAGAAAGAGUUUAGACCGAGAUAUCACACCGACGUGUGCCUGCCAUACUCGCCGUUUGCCGGAAAGUCAAAAAACGUCAAUUAUCCAGCCAGCUCGUUGGAUGUCGGCGUCGAGAAAUCUCCUCGCCAACGUUUUCCGUGCCGUCUUAAUCACCAGUUUGCGAACGUCAACGGCGAACCCUGUAUUAAAAGAUUAUUAGAUGUCUGUUUUGUGAGGUGAAUGCUAGUAAAAUGCACAGCACCCUAGUUUUACUGUUAGUGGUUUCCAAAGGAACAAAGUUGUGUUUUUUUAUUUAUUUAUUUUUGUAUUUAGAUUUUUUGGUUUAUAUGCUGCCACACAAUGCAGGUACAGGUGAACGAUGUAAAAAAAAAAACUAACAAACAGAAACUCAUUUUAAAAUAGUGAAAUGAGAUUUUAAUAUUGGCACGUCUGCUGGCACAUGUCCUGUAGGAACAGGAAAGUAAUCAGUAAUAAUAUUGGUCCAGUUGAGACAUUUGACCUUUGUUUAUGUUGGGCUUUAAAGGAAAUAAAGAAAGAUAAUGAAUUCGCAGGUCUUCCACCUAUAAGAUAAGAUGCAUUCGUCCUGUUUACGUUGUCAGUGUGCAGCAGUUUUGUAAAUAUGAUGAUUAAUUGUCUGUUCUGUUUUUGCCAAAUGUUUGCCACAUGUACAUGUAUUUUUCUUGAUGACGGUUCGGUAUUUAAAUGAUAGUGUUGUAUUCGUGUAGCAUCAGUAUUAAAGACCCUUAGCGUGAACUCUGACACAGCCUUAACUAGCGAUCAAGUGUUGAGAAAAAGAAAUGCGUUUGGUAUUCGAUAUCGAUCGCCGUGACGUUUUUAAUUAGGCUAUAAUAACUUGAAUCGAUGGGUUAGUGUAAGAUUAGCUUUUAUAAUAUUCAAGCAAUUACUUCAAAAGACCAAACCAAAAUACAUUAUGCUUAGCUGGCCUUUGUAGAGUACGAUGGGAGUGGUGAAAGGGCUGAAGAUGCUUCAUGUAGGUGUGUAAGGAUACACAGUAUUAAUGUUUGCAUUCAUUUUUCCAGUACAGGGGUUGCCAUACGAUACGCUGGCAAUUAAAUAUCAAUAGUUUGGGCAUAUGGUUGAGGGCAUCAUACCAUCACAGCCUAUUGACAUAAAAACGUUCCAUCAUUUUAGUGACGAAAUAUUUUAGAACAUCUUUGAAUUAAACAGCAGUGGCUAAUUUCUUGAAGGGGACAAGUGGAAUCUCAGCAGAGCCACACAAAAACACCGGGCCGUGUCUGAGCGAAGGAAGGUCGGACGGGGUCUCUUCACACCGGCUCUGUGUAGGAACCCAACACUGGCAGGUGAUAAGUGGACGUAGAUUGAACACAUGUCAGAGGGGGCGUGUGGUCAUUCAGAUCAGAAGUUGUGCAAUAGGCAGCGGAUUUGUAUUUGUGAAUUGGAAAUGACUACAUUGGGAGAUGGGUUGGGAGGGUUGGCCAAAAUGACUCACCACUGCCAGGUUGUCACUGUUGGGCCCUUAACCCUCAAUUUCUUAGACAGUAUACUGUCACAGUACUGUAGGUCGCUUUGGAUAACAGCAUUUGCUAAAUGCUGAAAAUGUAAAUGUAAACAAAUGAAAAAAGACUAUAAGUGUAUCGUUACACCUCUUAACAAUGUGUGUGUGUGUGUGUGUGCUUAUACACACACAUAUGCAUUGUUAGAUGCCCUUGGCCCUGUGUUUCUCUACUUUGCUCUCUUGGUUUAUGCAUAUUUGAUCGAAAAUUUGCGUAUGUACUGUAGCAUUUAAAGGGCUUUUCUAUUCACAUCGUCCUAUUAGCUAGUGUGUUAGCCUUCCACAUGGCAGCACUGUUAAGGAGACAGAAAACAAAAGCACAUCAGAGCAAGCUUUAGUUAAGAAUCCAACAGCACAGAAAACGAAUCAAGUUAUGUGCUGUGUUUCGAACGUAUCUCUCAGAAUCAUGGAAGUAGGGCGUCGCAGCCUUCCGCGUCGAACACGAAACGUUUUGACGAUAAAGCACAAUAAAUCACACAGAGAUGCAACUAAUAAACGUGACCGUGACGCAGGUCUGUAGGUGUAGAAGUAGUUCCAGUAACGUGAUUUUCGGGUGGCUUACUCAGGGCGUCGCCAGGUCCGGUCUGUGGUAAGCGCUUGCCUUAAGAUGCUCUGGUUUCUUGGUUGCGUGUUCGUUUCUGUUGCACUAGGAUCAUAUCUUUUGGUUCGAUAUUUUAUGCACCGGGAUUAUUAUCCAGUGCCUGAUAUAAGUUUUGAGUUGAGUUAAAGCUCUGCUUAUUAUAUUUAUUAUCAUUAUCGCUGCACUUUAAGUUGAAACAAGUU